AUGUGGUCCGUUACGGGGAAAGGAGGCAGCCGCGGGCAGGCCGCGCCGCCCCCGGGGCGCUCGGGGGGAGCUGUGCCCCCUGCGGGAAUCCAGUUUAAAAUUCUGAGAGGACACAGCGAGACUGUGAGCUCCUGCCACUUUUGCUUUGAGGACACAAAAAUACUUUCAUGCUCUUAUGACAGAACAGUGAAGCUCUGGGAUGUUGCCAAAGGUUUUCCUAUUCAAGUUUUUGAAGAAGAACAUACAGCCCCAAUUUCUGAGUGCAACUUGAGUCCUGAUGACAAAAGAGUGAUAACAUCAUCACAUGAUGAGACUGUCAAGGCUUGGGAUAUGGAAACAGGAAAAAUGCUUUGGACAAUAGAACAUGAAGGCAUUGUAACUUCGUGUAAUAUUUCUUGGGAUGGCAAAUACGUGGUUUCUGCUUCAGACAGAGAAAAUGCCAUACAUGUUAUUGAUGCAGCAAGUGCAGCAGUGGUGGCACAUGUCCGAGGUCAUCACAAAAGUACAAUCACAAGAUGCUGCUUUGAUCCCGAUAACAAAAGAGUGACUUCGGUAUCAUACGAUAAGACGAUAAAGCUAUGGGAUAUGAUAACACAAUCCGCCUCAAUUACAAUUAAAGAGGGACAUACCAAUGCUAUCUCAGAUUGCUGCUUUACCACAGAUGGUCAUUACUUGUGCACAGCAUCCUGGGACAAAACCUUAAAAAUAUGGGAUAUAAAGACAGGGGAGUUUCGGUGUCGUGGACCUAUUUCCUUGAACCAAGGACAUGAGGGAUCUGUUAGUUCCUGCCUUUUCAGCCAAGACGCAACACUUGUUGUGUCUGGCGCAUAUGACAAAACCAUAGCUAUAUGGGAUACAGGUGCAGGCUGUAAAAAGCUAAGCUUAAAGGGUCACUGGGACUGGGUGACAGAUGUUGCAAUUAGCAAAAACAAGAAAUGGAUUCUUUCUGCCUCAAAGGAUUCUACUCUGAGACUGUGGAAUGUCGACAAGGUGGAUCAUAUUCCUUCCGUGAUGGAGAAGAGCAAAGCAAGAGGCUCCAAAAUAGUUCAGUGUGAAGAAUGUGAAAAGCCUUUCUUAUGCCUGCAUUGCAGUGACUCCGAAAUGAAAACCAAGUGUGUAUUCUGUCGUCUCUCUUCUCCCGUGAGAAAUAUUUGGCCAUUGCCACCUUCUGUUUCUCCUGAUAUUUAAACUCAUCCAGCAGUCCUGAGAUGUUAACACAUUUAAAUAUAUAAAUGGAGUGCUUACAUCUUAUAUACUGCAUGUGUAAAACUAAGGGUUUCCUCUGAACUUGCUCUACUUUGGUGCUCUGUAUAAAGAAAAAUCAAAUAUGUUGUGCUAAUCCAUUGAAUAGUUGUGACAUAUCCUCACAAUACAACAGGUGAAGAAUAAAAUCCCUAGGAGCUGAAAUCUAUUUACACUGUGUGAUACUAGAAAAUAACAUUACUUCCCUGGCCUUUGGUAAAUUAAAAAAAAAAAACAAAUUUAAAUUAGUAUAUUAGUUACAAGUUCAAUUUAUUUUCAUAAACCACUCUUUUUUUUACUAUGGAACACAAAGAACCUGUGCUCUCAGUGGCCGUCAGAAAGAGUUUUGUGAGUAAAACCAUGCAUAAGACCAUGAACUUCUUACCAACUUGUUGCCAUACUCCUUACAACAAUUUUGUGAAGGAGCUUUCAGUCAGGAGAGUAAGUUGUAAUGGUGCAGGACAAAGUACUGCUGUGUAAGAAAGGCUCGCCCCAGCAAGGAGCAUGGCAUUUUUACCACCCUUUUUUAGCAGCACCCCAAGAGGAUUAUAUCUAUUACUAUAUGUGAGAAUGUCAGUUAAUAAAAGAUUAAAUGUUUCAAAAUGCUUGAAAGCCUUAUUCCUAAAAAAAAAAAAAAAAAAAAAAAGUUUGCAAUCUUUUCAAUGUUUCUUUUCUAAAAGGAACUUAAGAGUGGGGAAAAUGCUUGGAACUUGGCACGUGCCAGCCUGGAAUGCAGUUAAGCUGUGGAAUAGAAAGAAAUCUAUUAUACAUAGGUAGAUUCUUUUAAAUUUUUUAAUUAUGUAAGUCGUGUAGCAACAAUUACACUUGAAUCCAAGGUUAAAUGAGAAGCAUUUCUAAGGAAUGGUAUGUUUUACACAGAUUUACAGCCUUGAAUAAACAUUAGGUGAUAAGUGGCGUUAUUUUCCAGCAUUUUCUCCCUCCUCUUUUCUUAACUAAAUAUCAUUGUUUUCUUAUAGAAGCUUAAAGAAAAUGCUAUGUGCUCCUGAUGUUAUUUUUUAAUGGAAUAUAUAGAAUAUACAUGUUUUAUUGCUGGAAAAAUUUGUUUUGAAUGUAGCUGGUAAUACUGAACUGACUUCUGUAUGUU
Molecule: messenger RNA, 2347 nt
Organism: Struthio camelus australis
Lineage: Eukaryota; Metazoa; Chordata; Aves; Struthioniformes; Struthionidae
Source: RefSeq, a predicted model, not a curated record